AUGGUAUUCAAGAUCAGUUUGGCACUAAUCAUAUUGGCCAUUUUGUCUUCACGCUCUUACUGUUGCCAACUAUCAAAGCUUCGGCUCCAUCACGUAUUGUAAAUGUUAGCAGUGCGGGUCAUAGAUUUGCACCUUCACCAGCAGGGAUAGAAUUUGAAAAGUUGAAUGAUCCAGAGGCUCAUACCCCUUUUCAAAGAUAUGGUCAAUCAAAACUCGCAAAUAUUUUAUUUACUCUUGAACUUAAUAAAAGACUUUCAGGAACAAAUGUUUAUUGUAAUUGCCUUCAUCCAGGGACUGAGUUAAUGCGUGGAAUGGAAGCUGACUGGGGAUUUUGGAUAAAGCCAAUUACUUAUUUACUUUCAUUAUUCAUGUUAUCACCUGAUGAUGGUGCUUUAACUCAACUUUAUUGCGCCACAAGUCCUGAAAUUGAAGAAGAAAUCUCCGUAAAUGAACCUCUUACUGCUCAAGCUAAAGACGAAGAACUGGCAAAAAAGUUAUGGGAUUUUUCUGAAAAUUUCGGUAAAGAAAAAUUGGGUGCUAAAAUUUUUAGUAAAAGUUUUUCAUAA
This is a messenger RNA of Dentiscutata erythropus, 566 nucleotides long. The record is from the annotation of a GenBank genome assembly. NCBI's taxonomy places the organism in Eukaryota, Fungi, Glomeromycota, Glomeromycetes, Diversisporales, Gigasporaceae.